AUGGGUAGGCAGAAACCUCAGGAAGUUCAACAUAGGGAAAUGCAAAAACAAUUGCUGAAGAACAAAAAACCCAAGCACCAGUACAUACUGUGGGCCAAUCAGCUGGAAAGCAUCUUCACAGAAAAGGACCUAGUGGACAAGCUGAUCGCUGAGGAACAAACUAGCAACGCUCCUCGUAGAAAAGGCGGAUGUAAUUUCUUGUUUCUUUCUUGUUUUACAGUGAAUAACCCUAUACCUUCCAACCUGAAGUCAGAAGCUAAAAAGGCAGCUAAAAUAUUAAGAGAAUUUACAGAAAUAACUUCCAGGAAUGGACCUGAUAAAAUCAUACCUCCCCAUGUAAUAGCUAAAGCCAAAGGCCUUGCAGUUUUGUCUGUUAUCAAAGCUGGAUUUUUGGUGACUGCUCGAGGAGGAAGUGGGAUUGUAUUAGCUCGUCUUCCAGAUGGAACCUGGUCUGCUCCUUCUGCAAUAGGAAUUGCUGGCCUUGGUGGUGGAUUUGAAAUCGGAAUUGAGGUUUCAGACUUAGUAAUAAUAUUGAAUCAUGAGAGGGCCGUAGAAGCUUUUGCCAAAGGAGGCAAUCUUACCCUUGGAGGAAAUCUUACUGUGGCAAUUGGACCUCUGGGGAGAAACUUAGAAGGGGAUGUUGCUUUGAGAAGCUCUGCUGCUGUCUAUACGUACUGCAAAUCUCGAGGACUAUUUGCAGGGGUAUCUCUGGAAGGAACUUGUUUAAUUGAAAGGAAAGAAACUAAUCGCAAGUUUUAUGGACAGGAUAUUCGUGCUAGUUCGAUCUUAUUUGGUGAUGUGCCUUUUCCUCCUCAAGCAGACGAUCUUUAUGAAACUCUGGCAUCCUUCACUGAAGUAUAUGAAAAUGAAGAGCAAAGAGGAAAAGCUGUAAAUGACCCACCUGCUAGACCCUCUUCGAGACCAGAGCCACAUAAGCCCUCUGCUAGGCCAACACCACCAGCCAAAAAGAAUUCAAACAAGCUUUAUCCCGAACUUCCAAAUGAUUAUGGCUCUGUGGGUAAUUCUUGCAGCAGUCCAGUGGAAGUGACAGCUCUUUAUUCAUUCGAAGGACAACAGCCAGGUGACCUGUCUUUCAAAGCUGGAGACAAAAUCACAGUCACAACCAAAACAAAUUCACAGUUUGAUUGGUGGGAAGGAACAAUAGGAGGACAAACUGGCAUCUUUCCCGCCAAUUACGUUGCCAUAAGUAAUGACUAAAUUUGUAUAGAAGAAAAUGUUGAAGCAAUAAUAUGCUUAUACACAAGCAUGUAUUUUAGCUUUUCAGAUUUAUCAAAAUGAGAUUCCUGAUCCUAUUCCAACACAAAACCAAAAUGUGUUAAAUGACAUUCACUUUACUCUAAAAUUCUUUCUUAAAUAAACAUUAGGUAAUAAUUUAUGAUGAAGAUUUAUUUUUGAAUAGGUUGCCCAAAAAUGAUAUUACAAUUUGUGUCUACUUUCAGCUCUCUCUUGCU
Molecule: messenger RNA, 1472 nt
Organism: Tinamus guttatus (white-throated tinamou)
Lineage: Eukaryota; Metazoa; Chordata; Aves; Tinamiformes; Tinamidae
Source: RefSeq, a predicted model, not a curated record